Molecule: messenger RNA, 3110 nt
Organism: Trichoderma asperellum CBS 433.97
Lineage: Eukaryota; Fungi; Ascomycota; Sordariomycetes; Hypocreales; Hypocreaceae
Source: RefSeq, a predicted model, not a curated record
CUGCCUGCUUCAAAGCCAUAUUUUUCCAUAUAUAAAGUUGCUGUCUUGGAAUCCUCCUUCAGCACUAUCGAAACACUUUCUUGCAUCGGUGUCAACUUUAAACCAAAGAGAAAGAGAGGCUAGAGUUCAAUCUCCAGCAUCUCCUCAAAACAAAUUAUACCAUGAUGGAAAAGCAAUCCAUCGCACAAUCUAUGGCAUCAGCAAAGGCUCCCUCGCAUGAGCAGCAAGGGAACUCUUUGCUGCAAAAUGACGGAGAGAAGGACGAGGCGAAUCGCAAAAAGACAGGCACUACCAGGAAGCGAACCAAGACCGGCUGUCUCACUUGUCGUAGGAGGCGAAUUAAAUGCGACGAAGGCAGGCCAGUUUGCAACAACUGCAUCAAGUCCAGACGCGAUUGCGAAGGGUAUAGUCAAAGAGUCAUAUUUAAGGAACCUCUUGGCUCUUUUUCGUCCCCUUUCAGCCAAGGCAUUUAUUCCUCUGGUCCAUCGGGCAUCGCAGGUGAUCCGCUGUCCACGCAUCCCGGCAGGCAGCCAUCAAGGGGGCUAUUUCCGGCUAUUGCGCCGAGACCUCCUUCAUUUGAUCAUCAUCAACACGUCGUGCCUCUUCAAUCGGCUGUAGCACCAUACCAGCAUCCAUUUCAUCAAGGGACAUUGUUACAAAACGCACCAGGCUACAAUAUGGGUCCAAAUCAAUAUUUUCAGGCUCCAUAUAGCGCACAGUUCCCUAACCCACUGCUUGCAACGGAAGCCAAUGGAGGACCUGGCUACUUUGCCACUGCUCCUUCCGAGGCCCUUUUUUUCCCUGUCCCAGAUAGAGCUACAACUCAUGACGCGAUUUCCAAUUUCGGCAGUUUAAAUGGUGAUAAUGGGCUCAGUGCCUACCCAGGCGCCGCUAUUCCCCAGCCCCUGAAUAACCAGUGGGAACAUGAUAUGUUGGAUGAUGAAGCCUCUAUACCAGAUUCUGAUGACGAUAUGCCGGAUAUUAGAAGAAAUAUGCCACCCAUAAAGAACAUGGUAUCAGAGCGCUGGACUUUGAAUGCUGAAGACGCCAGCAUCUUUUCAGCCCUUGCCCAGAAUGAUGAUGUAUUGGCGUACAUGGAAACCCCCUAUUCUGCUGAAUACUGGGCUAGUGGCCUAAACAUGGUCUUCACGCACUUUAUCAAUGUCACUGGGCCUGGAAUCUCAAUUUUUGAAGGAAACAUAUCUUGUGCGUCAGAGAGAGGUAAAAGCAGGACAGCAGCAGGAUCUGGACAGAGUUUGUGGAGCUACGCCGUUCCAACCCUGGCACUCCAGCAUCUAGGGCUUUUUCAUGCUAUGCUCGCGUUGGCAAGUCUCCAGCUAGCCAAACUUCGAGACAGCCCUCCGACAGCAGCACUGAAGCAUUACCAUUGCGCUAUUCGCCGUGUAGCCAAGAGUGUAAAGUCGCCGUCUAAGAGAACUCAGCCGGCAACCCUUGCCGCCACUCUCUUGCUGGGAUACUUUGAAGUUUGGUCGUCUGAUCAUACCAAGUGGUGCAAUCAUCUAUUCGGUGCUAGGAUUUUGUUCCGCGAGAUGUCCUUAGGGGACAUGACUCGAUUAUGCUUCCCCGUAAAGCGUAUGCGCCAAGGCCAAGAAGCCACUGGAUAUCAACUGGGCCACAUAAGCUCCCAAUUUUAUGGCUCUCAUCAGCAGCCAGUAUCACCACAGGGUGGACUCAAUUCUCUGGAUUACGACUUUAUACAUGCUAUAACAGGACUCACCGUAACUCCUGAAGAUUACGGCGAAGGAGAGAGACAGCCUUCGGACAAAAGGAAUGCUCCAGCAACCGAUGAAGAGAUUGAAAAAUAUGACAUUAUUUGCGAUCUCUUCUGGUGGUACUGUAAAAUGGACGUAUAUCAAAGCAUACUAGGGGGCACUAAGUUAUUUAUGGAAUAUGAAUGCUGGACACAGAUUCCUCCAAGAGCCCCCUUCUCAACAUAUUCUGCGGCGUAUGGAACAUAUGAUCAUUUGAUCUUGUUGCUCGGGCGGCUUUCAGACUUUGUUUCGAAAGAUUUAUUUCGGAAGCAGAAAGCCAUAGAGGCUCAAGGUGGCGGAGCGGGAGCUGGAUCCCCAACUAUGUUUCCGGGCAUGUUUCCAACCUUUGGUAAAGUACAAGCGCCCAUGGGCUUUAGUCCUCCGCGAGACGACACACCACAGAGCGAUUCCCAAGACGAUAUUGAUCCCGAAGCAAGCUACGAAGCUGCGCUCCAGGAGUGGAAUAGCAUUUAUCGCUCGUUUGAGAUUUUCAAGAGUCAUCUUGGCCCCGGAUUUCAGCCUAUCAAUGACGAAUUCGGUGAUAAAAAAGGAACAAGGACGCCUUUUGGCAAUGCCAUUUACUUCAAGACAUAUUCCAUCGCCGGCAUCUGGAUGAAUUAUUACAUGGGAUUCAUCCAUCUGUAUCGAAGCCACCCCUCGAUGCCUCCAGUGGCAAUGAGGGCAGCAGGGCUAAUGGCAAAGCAGACGGCGGGAUUUGCCCUCAAGAUUGGACAAAUUGCCUUUGGACUUGCAGCAGAUUGUUCUGAGUAUGCAGAGAUAAACACCUAUCUUGGUGCUGCUCUUAUUGAGAGCUCUUUUUGUGUCUUUGUUGCAGGGAUACAAUAUAAAGAAACAGCGCAGAGAGAAUGGGUUAUCCAGAGAAUGCAUGACAUCGCGCGCCUCACAGGAUGGCAGUCCGCCAUGCAAAUUGCCUGUGGAUGUGAAUCUGCAUGGAUCAAAGCAAGCACAAUGGGUGGGCCAGAAUAUUCGCGACCAACAAUUAUCAAUGAUUUCCCAUCUUCCAUAUGGAAAAACCCUCGCCGAAUUGAUAAGAAAAUCGACGAAUUAGAGUCAAACGAUGAACGGCGGUUAGUACUGGCCAAGGCUGAAAGAACACAUUACGCAAUCGGGAUACUAGCAAUCGAAACAGAACUCGCGAGACUCGAAUUACGAGACGAUUUAAACUAACGACCGGUAUAGAAUGCGUGAUGUUGUAGAGAGACAGGCAGAUUAUACAGGGAGAAGGGGAGAAGAAGAAGAGCAUGAAAGGAAAGAAAGAAGGAAGGGGAAAAAGGCUCAAGUAAUCGAUUGGCAGACAUGUAAGCUCACAGUCACAGG